AUGCUGAUGAUGCUCAACUUCAAGCAGAGCGUGCGCGGAGCCAUUCGGCAGCCGCCGAACAUCAUAACUUGGAUUGUGACCCUCGAGCGGCUGCAGACCUGCGGGGCAGCCACUGAUCCGCAGGCCGUCGUGCAGGAGUGGAAUCAGCAAUGCCCGAAGGGCCAGCAGCUGAAAGGUGGCCAGGCCCAGGCAGUGCAACUCGUGCUCGAGAAGAUGCCGCGAGCUAUCCUGGCCAAGGUGAUCGAGCACGUCUACACGGUCUCGAUGGACAUGAUGGUCGACCGGAUGCUGUUUGACUGGGCGUCCCGUCCAGAACAGCUUCGUCGGAAAGUCUUGCGCAAGGAGAUGGAGGAGCAUGCAGAGAUGGCCGCGCUGGUUGCGUAUAUUUACAACAAGACCAUGCACACUACUCCGCUCAUGGCCACGGACCUUUUGGAUAACUUCUGCAAGCCGUUCGUGGAGGGCAGCGACCACCACUUGUCCCUCGAGCUAUCUACUAUCCUUGCUGAUAAACCUGCUGAGAUUCAGGUGGAGCACAUCUCGUGCAUCAAGGCCUUGAUCAUCAAGCACAAGGGCUCCCACCAGCAGCCAGGUUCCAGCACAGUGCAGCUCAUGCAAGACCUCGAGGCCGACAACUACGGGAUCCUGCAGGCUUCGAUUGAACACGACAUCAAGGCUGUGAUUCUCCACCGGGAGAAAGUUCGCACGUGGGGGUCCACGGCUUACUGGCAGAAGUUGGAGGACGGCCAGAAGCAGUGGACUGACCUUACUGAUGGGGUCAGGGUGUACAUGAAGCGGUACAUGAAGGUCGUAGUGGCUGACAACUCGGUCAACAUGCUGAAGGCGUUCAUGGAGUACAAGCGGACCAUCACCCAGAAGCCGCACCACCGCGUCAGCAUUGAGAGUGCGGCAGUCCUGGCCCACGUCAACUGGCUGGCCCCUGCUGGCAUCAGGUCUCUCCAGAAGAAGUGCCACGAGGCCUUGAUGAGCGCCCUGGCUUCAGAUUGCCCCCAGUCCCUCAUCCUCGCGAUGGCGCCGACACACUGCAACAACGCAUCUAAGUUGUGGAUCUCCCAGAGGGAUUCCCUGAACAGCUUGACAAAUGCUGGGCUCGAUAUUGACAUGGAGUUCUCCGUGCUCUUGAAAGACCGCGCGGACAAGCGCGAUGACCGGCCUGGCACCAUCAACGGCAGGGUAUGCCGUGCCAUUGGGAGCCCGAACCCUGCCCACAACGGGUUCUGGAAGACGUGCAAGCUCUUGGAUGAGAGGCGCACGGAACCAACCUCCCAGCUCUUGGUCUCUGAUAUGGUAUGCCAUGACGAAGGCGAUGGUUUCCUUCCAGCAGCAGACCACGGCGGCUCCACAACCCACAGCUCAGUUCGUGGCCGUGGCAAGUUCGAGCAGCUUGGCCCUGAUACCUGCGUGUCCAUCCUGGACGCCACGUUCGAUGGCCUGAAGGACGCUGCUGGUGUGGGCAUUACAUUCUUUGUGGACGUGAAUGUCUGUUGCGGGGACAUGGUGGUGGCAUGGAUCCGGAAGGCGUGCAACAUGCAGGUCCCCUUGUACUACUUCGGGACUGUGGCAGACGGGGCUGCUCUCGAGUGGGUAGAGGGGUACGCUGUCGAGUCCAUCGCGAAGAGCAUCAAGGGAGGGUCCCUGUCCAUGCCUGGUGUCAAGCUCAUUCAGGUUGACGAUGCAGCUAGCAGCACCCCCAAGCCACUCGCGCCCCAGCUCAAGUUGUUGGUGUGGGAUGAGGACAACCAGAAGGCGAAGAUUCCAGAGGAUUUCUGA
This is a messenger RNA of Prorocentrum cordatum, 1791 nucleotides long. The record is from the annotation of a GenBank genome assembly. Lineage: Eukaryota; Dinophyceae; Prorocentrales; Prorocentraceae.